Molecule: messenger RNA, 1997 nt
Organism: Maylandia zebra (zebra mbuna)
Lineage: Eukaryota; Metazoa; Chordata; Actinopteri; Cichliformes; Cichlidae
Molecular function (GO): protein binding
Source: RefSeq, a predicted model, not a curated record
CUCAGGACUUGUACAGUCGUCGUUUCUUAACAUCUAUCUUCCUGCGUUCCCCGGGCUAAGAGCGCUCCGAACCCUGCUGUUUGACUGACGAUGCCGGAGCCUACCCAGAAUUUACUGAUCCGUAUCCUCGUGUUGUGGAACACCGUAAUCACCAUAUUCCUAAUUGUGUUCUUCGUUCUAUACUUCACAGCAGGACAUAAAGGCUUGGAAAAUAGUGCUGUAGAAUCAUCCAAAAUUUCCUCCACGGAAAAGAGAUGGACAACCACCGCCCCCUCUAGCCUCUCCUCAAUUACAGGAAAAAUGCUCAGCUUUAAGUUUGAGGAAGAUGAAAGUGAUAUAACAUGGAGUCCAAUUCGUUCAGAUAAAACCCUGAUUUCAAAAGUCAACAAUGGCCUGAGCACGAACGUGGAUGGAUACUAUUUCCUAAAUCUUCAGGUUACAAUGGAUCCCAGCGUUUCAGGCUGUUCCACAGCAAAUCGAUCCACUGUGGAGCUGGUGAAAAUACAGGACGGCACAAAAAAAACUCUCCUAAUGGGCUUAAUUAACAAAGAAACAAACACCACAGGUAUUCUCAGCAAGGUAGUGGAGUGCGGUGCUGGAGCAAUACUGAAAGUCAACAUUAGUAACUUAUUACUCAAGUGUGUUGAUAAAAAUGAGAGUAAAACUCACCUGGGUAUCAUCUUCAUGCCACGGCUUUAGAUGUAAGUUCAUUAUUUUUGGCAUAGUGCACGACACCUUUCCAGCUUUGGAACCCACACUGAAGCAAACCUAGUCUGAAUCUUGUUGGGUGUACUUGUUCACUUUGGAUGGAUGGUCUGUUGAUCGCCAGAUUAGCAAUUUACCAAACAAUUUCUGUAAAAGAUGCAUAAAAAAAAGCUGAAUUCAAUAAGAGGUUGGAUGAAAACCUCGUCUCUUUUUACAUUCCGGUCUGCAAAAAAAGAAAGAGCUCACCUUAAACAGGGUUUAUAAUGAUCCAAUGAUGUUCAGUUUUGUAAAGUAGAUAUAGCAGACUGGGUAUUGGUCUCAGGUUGUAUCAUCACUACAAAAUCACACUUGAAAACAGCGCAAUGUAUGUAAUGUAUUGUGUAUUUAAUGGAUUAGAACCAAAGCUGGAUUGUUUUCAUUGUUCUCAAAUAGCUGUUUUAAACAGAAACUUUGAAGCGUUGUUCAGAAUUGACAGAUCUCACUUGAGCUUUGCAUGUUUAAAAUAUCUAGUAGUUGAUUUCAAGAAUUUAUUGUGCUGAAGUGUCACAUUUUUCAGCAGGAGAUUGCUUUUGAUGUUUGCACAGAUUAUACUUUCUAAUUUCUGAUUCAUUUCUUGUUUUGUUAACAUUGUAUGAAUUCUGUAUUUAAGUUUAUUUAUUUAUUUCUCGCAACAAAAACCAUGUGCAGCAUAUGAUUUAGACACAUAAUGGAUGUAACAAAAAACCCCAUGGCAGGUCAGCUAAUAAUCUAUGAAUGUUUAUUUUCUCAGUGAUAAUGUUUCACAGGGUGUACCAGUCACAAACUGGUAGUGAGUCACUGGAAUCUAUGUAGAGAAUUGACUUUGUUUGUUAAAAGAAUGUAAUUCAUAUUUGGAAAGAACAAAGGUGUAGUUUUGAUUUACUUGACCAAUAACAUACUUGAGUAUUUCAUCUCUUUAGUCUAAAGAUAAGUGUGAAAUGACUUGAUAAGCUCCAGACAUCCUUGACUACAUGUACUAUACAUUGUGACACGUGAAAACACAAGUCGCAGUGGUUGUUGCGGUAAGUUUCAUGUGUUUGAGAUUUGAAAGAAAUACUGGGUUUUUUCACUUUUUGUAAUUUUUUUGAUGUUUUAGUGGAAGAGGAAGCUGCUUAUGCAUUUGAAAAGAUUUCUGUGAGACCUGCUAAAUGUCUGUGUUUAAAUUUGACUUUAACCAUUGUUAUGAAAAAAAUAAGAGUACGUCUUAGUUAAAAAUGUUCACUGUCUUUAUUGUAUUUGAUGUGACUGUAAAACAAAAACAAACUCAAUAUGAA